Phyllopteryx taeniolatus (common seadragon) is the source of this 1988-nucleotide messenger RNA. RefSeq names its product TSC complex subunit 1a (gene tsc1a). NCBI's taxonomy places the organism in Eukaryota, Metazoa, Chordata, Actinopteri, Syngnathiformes, Syngnathidae. Gene Ontology annotation, biological process: negative regulation of cell population proliferation; negative regulation of TOR signaling; regulation of cell cycle. The record is from RefSeq and is a predicted model, not a curated record. Bases 135 to 1592 code for a protein of 485 amino acids. Gene Ontology annotation, cellular component: TSC1-TSC2 complex. The transcript has 12 exons.
UCCCAUCUUUUCUCCGUGUCCUGAAGGCCUCUUCUGGCCUUGAUUGACAGACACAGGUGUCGGCUUUCCCGCUUCGGGCGGGACUUCCUGUGCUCAACAUGGCGACGUCCUGCUUGGCUCAACGCGUCUGAAGGAUGUCCAUGCAACAGGUGAGUGUAGGUGAGCUCCUGCUCUCAUUGGACAGUACGGACCUGCAGGAGGCGGAGCAAGGCCGGGAGGCAAUCAGCCAACAGUUGAAUUCAGACAGAGGAGGCGCUGUGCUCUGCAGCCUGGUGGACUGCUGCUUGAACUCUUCUUCGUCUUGUGAGCUGAUUCUGACGCUGCUCUCGUCCAUCCGAGAACCUCUACACAAGGCCCUGCUGGACAAACUGAAUGAGGCGGUUUCCAGGCCAGUGAGCCGAUUGGCCGCCGUCACCCUGCUGGGUCACAUGAUCAGCCAGCAGCCGCCGUGGAUUCAUCGCGUCAGCCGAUCGCCUCUGCUCGCCACGCUGCUGCGCUGCCUCAAGAGCGACAGUGACGUGAAGCUGCUGGUCCCUGGAGUACUGGUGAUAGUGAUGCUAUUACCCAUGAUCCCUCAGGCUGCCAAGCAGCACAUCUACGACUUCUUUGACGUCUUUGGACGCCUCGCGUCAUGGAGCCUCAAAAACCCUGGCCACACCCCCACGGUCCACGUGGUCCACCUGCAUGCCGGAGUGUACUCCUUGUUCCACCGCCUGUACGGAAUGUUCCCGUGCAACUUCCUGUCAUACCUGCGCCUGCACUACAGCAUGAAGGAAAACCUGGACACCUUCCAGCACGUGGUCAAGCCCAUGUUGGACCAGGUUCGUGUUCAUCCCGAGCUGGUGAGUGGAACUCAGGACUCUGAGUUGGAUCCUUCCAGGUGGCGUCACUACGAGGUCCAUGACAUUAUCAUGGAGUGCUCCCGGGUCUCCCUGGACCCCUUGGAGUCCUGCUGUGACGACCACAUGCCGGCCCACCUGGACCACACCUGUCCCCGCGGCGCGAGCCGCAGCAAGGAAGGCGAGCGGACGCACACUUCCUGUCUCUCAGGAAGUGCGCUCGACAUUGACCACCUGGAUGUACAAGUCCUCCGACACUGGCCUUUUAGUUAUUCCAAAUGUCAGGACACACCCUCAAGAGCUGAGCUGUCUGCGUGUGAGGCCCGAUGCACGGCGCUCCGGAAGACGGUCCGGACUCUGCAGCGCGAGAUGCUUCACCUCGGCAGUGCACAACAUUUAACGACAUGUUCUGACAUCAUCACGUUUUCCGCCCCGCAGGCCCGCCGCCGACGAGCCCGAUCUCCGGCCGUCCUCGUCCUCCGCGGAGGACAUUGUGACCGCCCGUCCACUUCGCCCGUCCUCCUCGCCGCCGCCGUCGGCUCCUUCCUGGAGCGGAGGGCGUGGCGGCUUUUCAGACCGCCCGAUCGCAAUCCGGAGGAUGAUGAGGCCCGGACAGGAAGUCCCCGCGAGGAUGCCGCCCUCCUGGCAGGAAGCGCGCAGAUGCGGCGGGCCCCCGACCCGUCGCUCGCCGUCCGCCAGAGACGCCGCGAGCUGAGCAUUAUGGACUACGACGACACGACGGCGCGCGCGUGAUACGCGCCCGCUCAAUUCCUGGCGACGGCCCUUUUGAUUCUUGAGAAUGUGAACGCCAGAUAAUAACGUUAUUGUACCAACACGCCGCCUUUGCUUUUUCUGACCAUCUAUUACGCGCGGCUUCUCGUCUGCCUUGUUUGUUUUGGACACGUUCCCAUUUUUAUUUAGUCUGCGUUGGGAAACGGCGUGUGACGUCCGCCCUCGUUUCCGAGAGGCCUCGCUCGCGUCCGUGACGGCGCCGAACGAGGUCCCAGGUCCGAGCGCGCUUGGACUGCUUUUGCGGUUCAGCGUAGCCCCCUCUAGUGGUUCACGAAUGAAUCGCUGCCCAAGAAUACUUCAGCUGUAUUUUACUUGGAAUUGACCUUUUAUGUGCAAUACAGUUGAAUUGAAACAUGA